Molecule: messenger RNA, 570 nt
Organism: Phytophthora sojae
Lineage: Eukaryota; Oomycota; Peronosporomycetes; Peronosporales; Peronosporaceae
Exons: 2
Coding region: 1-570 (189 amino acids)
Source: RefSeq, a predicted model, not a curated record
AUGGAUGGAGACGCACUGGAUCGCGAGUUGGCAUCGCUGGCCGACACCAUCAACGUGAGCAACCCAAUAACUUUCGGCCAGAAGCCCACAUGGCGGACAACCCAGAAAGACACGGAGCUGGCAGCCAAGCGCGAGAGCGACUAUGCGAAGACGCUGCCAAGGAAGUUUGUGCUGACGGAGCCCCAGCAAGCCAAAAAGGAUUUUUCGAUCGUUGCUGCCGCCGCCAGAAACCCGGUGCAACCUCUGCGUCCGAACUUGCUGUUGAACGAAGACGGCAGCAGAGGAAACAACAGUUCAAGUGCAUCAGCUGAGCUUGUAUCCAGGGCUGCAACAGCGACGCCACCAUCUCGCGUGCCGAUCGCUAAGCGCAGUCACAUGGACGGAGUUUUGCGAGGUGUCCCCGGAGGAUCCGACCCUCUCGCCACGACUCAGCAACGUGCGUUCGUGUACGACGGCGAAAUGGAUCACAUGAACAGCAACAAAAACACAAGCUACCACCGGAAGCGCGAUGCGUACUCGGAAUACGUGGAAGCUCGUGCACGAUUCAGCAAAAUGCACAGCGUGAACUAG